AUGGUCCCUUUUGAUUCUCUUCUUUUUGGAGGACUUCAGAACAAGCAAGCCUUUUACUCUAAAGGCGAAAUCUUGGGUCCAGAUAUAGGGACACCUGGAAAGCUGCCUCGGUUAUUCCAAGAAGAUGGUCCGCCAAACAAAAUAAACACGACUGAUCAUAUUGAAUCUCAGAACAAUUUCCAUAACUUGGAUGCCUUGUUUCUUGACACCACGUCUCAGUUUCGUUCGUAUGAUCAGAUGCAAGAGCUUGCAGAUAUCGAAUCUCAGUAUUCCGAGCUUAUUAAACCACAUGCGCAAGCGAAAGGGAUAGAGACAUCAAGUCAUGAUGCAGUUCACUAUGAGGUGAGUGAGCGGAAGUUAUCAACUGAUGCAAUUAUUCGGUUAGGUGGUGAACGAUUUAUACAGUCAUCUUCAUCUUCAUCAGUGAACGAUAUCUCAAUGCCGAGCCAUCCAUACAGCACUUCAUUUUCGGGCCUAUCCGACCAGGAAGUUAAAGAUGUUGAGCUCAUUGAAAAUCUUUUACUUUCUGCAGAGAAAGUCACCCAACAACAGUUUGAACGUUCAACAAAGCUUCUCGACUGGUGUGAUGUGUUAUCCCCUAGUCUGGGGAACCCAAUUCAACGAUUAGUACACUAUUUUUCAAAAUCUUUACGUGAAAAGAUCGAUGGUGAAACCGGGAGAGUUUCCGUCCGUGGGUCUGGAAAGAAACAAGUAGAUGAAAUUGAAGCGAGAAUGAUGAGCCCAAAUCCAACUACAAUCUCUGUUUACCAAAGUUUACCAUUUUUUCAAGCGGGUCACUUUUCUGGGGUGCAGUCUUUGGUUGAUGGUGUAGCAGGGGCGACACAUGUGCAUAUAAUUGAUCUAUCGAUAAAACACGGCAUACAUGGUACGAUUCUAAUGCAAGCUCUUAAAUCUCAACACAAUUGUCCUAUCAAGCAUCUUAAGAUAACAGCUGUGGGGAAUAACCACAAACAGAAAAUUGAACAUACAGGCGACCGGUUAAAGAAUUUUGCUGAAUCCAUUAACUUAUCUUUCACAUUUCAUGUGGUUGUUGUGGAAGAUAUGUUAGAUUUUAAAAAAGAACUUUUUGAAUUGGAUCCAGAUGAAGCUUUGGCUGUUCACUCAUCACAUGGUUUAUGGAGCAUGAUUUCACAUCAGGACAGACUUGAAUCCCUAAUGAAAGGAAUUAAAAGUUUCAAUCCUCGUGUUAUGGUGGUAUCUGAGGCUGUAGCCAAUCUUAACUCACCAAACUUUGUGAAUCGAUUUAUUGAAGCUCUGUUUUUUUAUGGGGCGCUUUUUGAUUCGUUAGAAGAUUGUAUGGGCCGUGAAGAUGAAAACCGUGUUAUUGCUGAGUCUAUGUAUUUUGGCCGUGGAAUAAGGAGCUGUGUGGCUGCAGAAGGGGAGGAGAGAGCGAUUAGGCAUGUGAAUCUUGAUGUUUGGAGAAAGUUUUUUGCACGGUUUGGGAUGAAGGAGAUUGAACUUAGUAUGUCGGCUUUAUAUCAAGCAAACCUGAUGGCAGAAAAACUUCCUUGUGGAAGCUCUUGCUCGCUUGAUAUGGAUGGUAAUUCCCUUCUUAUUGGGUGGAAAGGAACACCAAUCCAGUGUGUUUCGGCUUGGACCUUCUCAUGAAAAUGAACUCAUGGCAUCCGUAGCAGUCCGACUUAUGUUCAAUAUUACAUAUUUAGAAAAGCUCACUAUUCACAGAGGGCACUUACUUGUAAUUGUUCUGCGAAACUUGUGCCAUUUAGUCACAUGUUGACUGUUCUUCCUGUUUCUAGUUUAUCUCUAUAAGUGACAUGAGCAUCAGUCUAUUGUUAUGGUUAUGUUUAA
Molecule: messenger RNA, 1830 nt
Organism: Erigeron canadensis
Lineage: Eukaryota; Viridiplantae; Streptophyta; Magnoliopsida; Asterales; Asteraceae
Product: scarecrow-like protein 18
Exons: 1
Coding region: 1-1629 (542 amino acids)
Biological process (GO): regulation of DNA-templated transcription
Cellular component (GO): nucleus
Molecular function (GO): DNA-binding transcription factor activity; sequence-specific DNA binding
Source: RefSeq, a predicted model, not a curated record